UAUUUAUAGUAUUUUAUUUCAAUUUUUAUCGAUAUCAUAUUUAUAAUUAUUAGACUAUGAGCUUUCGCAUCGUAAUAUGUUUGUGUCUCUAUUUAAGCACGGGUAUUUUGGGGAAAAAAGCAAGGAUUAUUGGUGGAACGCCAGAUAUAAUAAAUAACUUUCCUUAUUUGGUAUCAAUUAGAAAUGUUACAACUAAUCAUCUCAUUUGCGGCGGUAGUAUUAUUAGUCACUGGAACAUUCUCACUGCAGCGCAUUGUUUAUACAUGUCACGAAAUUCAUUAAAUGAACUGAGAAUUUUCUCGGGUACACGUAGUUCAACUUAUCUCUACGGCGAUAAUUAUGCAAUUGACUACAUACACAUUCAUCCCGAAUAUAAUUUCUUUUAUCCGGAGAAGUUACUGGUUAAUGAUAUUGCAAUUAUUAAGGGGGAAGACUUCAGAUGA
Molecule: messenger RNA, 443 nt
Organism: Ceratosolen solmsi marchali
Lineage: Eukaryota; Metazoa; Arthropoda; Insecta; Hymenoptera; Agaonidae
Product: venom serine protease 34-like
Exons: 3
Coding region: 57-443 (128 amino acids)
Biological process (GO): proteolysis
Molecular function (GO): serine-type endopeptidase activity
Source: RefSeq, a predicted model, not a curated record